AUGUUCACCGACAGGUACUAUACCAGCAUCCUUUUAGCAGAAGAAUUGCGAAAUAUGAAUUGUCAUCAUACUGGCACUAUAAAAAUCAACCGAAAAGGCGUACCGACACAAAUAAAGAAACCAAAAUUUUCAGCAAAUAAAACAGUUGCAUACAGAAAAAAUAAUACUACGCUUCUUGCAUGGAAAGAUAAAAGAAUUAUUACGAUACUCACGAAUUAUUAUAACACUCAACUACAAUCUACCCACCGAAUAUUACGCGGUGGAGAUGUUGUAAUAGUGAAUAAACCUAAAAUGGUGUUAGGAUAUACGGCAAAUAUGGGUGGUGUGGAUCGUGCAGAUAAAUACGCUUCGACGUACUUUUUCCUCCGUAAAUCGUUAAAAUGA
Molecule: messenger RNA, 384 nt
Organism: Polistes canadensis
Lineage: Eukaryota; Metazoa; Arthropoda; Insecta; Hymenoptera; Vespidae
Product: piggyBac transposable element-derived protein 4-like
Exons: 1
Coding region: 1-384 (127 amino acids)
Source: RefSeq, a predicted model, not a curated record